Messenger RNA from Babesia bigemina, 1134 nucleotides. RefSeq lists its product as hypothetical. The record is from RefSeq and is a predicted model, not a curated record. NCBI's taxonomy places the organism in Eukaryota, Apicomplexa, Aconoidasida, Piroplasmida, Babesiidae. Gene Ontology annotation, cellular component: endoplasmic reticulum. Gene Ontology annotation, biological process: membrane organization; endoplasmic reticulum tubular network organization. The transcript has 4 exons.
AUGGCCAAGGCGCUCACCGACUCGGAGAAGGCCUUCCUGGGUAACGGCAGCGAAAAUUACCGCACAUCGGCCGCAGCGUUCAAGUGGGAGGAGUCGGAGCAGUGGCAGCACUACUACAACAACCUCUUCCCGGCCCCGCCAGCCAGCAAACUACCCAAGUACAAGCGCGCAUGGUACCGACGUGCGGUGGACCCGAACUUCCCAGCCGAUUCCACUGUAGGAGACGUCGACACGCCGUCUACUAGCAAGAGCACCUCAACACCCACUGCCAGGCCGGCACAAGAAACGCCCAGAAGAAGCUUCCUUACGUACGAGAUGGUGAAGGACGUGCUGGUGCGCCUCGAGCUCGCGGCGAGGCUGAUCUUCCUCGCGUCGACCUUCCUGAUGAUUGCGCUGCGCCUGACGAGGAUUCUGCCUGUUAGACAUUUCAUGGUAAGUCGCUGGCGCGUGCGCAGCGCAAACGUGCCGCAGCUCACGAGCACCGCGUCGACAAUGUCGUACUUCCUCUUCCUCAUCUUCGCCAUCCUCAAGGACCACGGCAAGCCGAGGGUCUCCCUGGAGUACCUCACGCGCGUGAUUGGGGACGGCAACCUGAUCUACAUCGCGUUCGGAGCCGCCGUGUUCCACGCGCCGAAGGCGCUGGUGAUACUCGCCCCGCAGGUGCUCACCUGCCUCAUCGGACUGGACAAGCUCUACAAGAACCACCACCACCUGAUGCCGCUGCUGCUCAAGUCCGACAUCGCCGUCGCCGUGUUCAAGCAGGUGGACAACUACAUCGUCGAGAUGCACACGCUGCGCGCCGUGAUGGAGGUCGCCGUGCUCUUCCACAUGAUAUUCGGGCUCAUAUUCGGCGGCUGGACGAUCAUCAGCGUCCUGCUCUUCUCGAACUUCAUCAAGAUGAAGUGAGUCGCUGGGCGAACGCAACAUCACGCGUGCAGGCUGGCCAGGAACGACGUAUACCUGGUUUCUGUAUUACGCCAAGUGCACGGUACGCGGGUUUACAUGCGUGUCUCACGAUGUGCAGACGCUAUCAGCCGCCUGGUGGCGCACCCGUCGCUGCCGCCGGUGGUGCGCAAUGGCUACCACAAGGUGGUCGUGCUACUACAGAAGUACUUCAUGCCCAGGAGGCCGUGA